Molecule: messenger RNA, 1305 nt
Organism: Triticum turgidum subsp. durum (durum wheat)
Lineage: Eukaryota; Viridiplantae; Streptophyta; Magnoliopsida; Poales; Poaceae
Source: the annotation of a GenBank genome assembly
AUGAGCAAGACUAAAAGCGGUGGCGAGGAUCGCACAGGAAGGUCACAUAAGAGUAGACGAGCUUGCAAUAGUAAAGGAAGGGCAUCCGAGCCAAUGGCCUCAUCAGUCUCGGAGAAGGUGCGGAAAAGUAAGAAGGGAACUAAGAAGGGGGGCGAUGAUCUCGCAAGCAGACCGGAUGAGAGGGAUGGUGAUCUUCUCCCAAGAUCACAUAAGAGCACAAUAGUUCGCGAUGUAUACACAUAUGCUCGCUACAAGGAACAGUUUGGGGAUCUAGAGUCCAUGGGUUACCCUGAGCCACCAAUAACCAUGCCAGAUGAUGACAUGCUUUUGGUUAAUACUUUUGAGGAGACUUUUGGUGACACAUACCCUGAAGGUGAUUGGCUUGAAUUCAGUAAAAAGGCCUCUUCCAACAUAGAUCGCUAUGUUGUCGCGCUUGCUUCAUUCAGUGGAGAGAAAAGGCAUUUUGCAUGCUCAGGUUUUUUUAUCGAAUGGAACGGAUCUACGGUUAUUGUGACAUCGGCGAGCUUGGUCAGGAGUUCAAGUGAUGAGAACAAGAUUGAUGAAAACUUGAGGAUCGAAGUGUUGCUUCCCAGGAAACAGCGCAUAAAGGGCACGCUACAGCACUACAGUUUACACUACAACGUUGCUCUAGUCAGCGUCGAGGGUUGCCGUGUGUUGUGUCCAGCGAUUAUUCAGCGUCUUCGGUAUGUGUGCUCUAAAAUAGCAGCCGUAGGGCGCUGUUUCGAAUCAGGCGCGCUGAUGGCCGUGAUCGCAGAAGAGGUCACCUGGACAGGCACGCUCGAUUGCGUUUGCGUUGAACGAAUCUCACGUAGAAUCACCAAGGCUGGUACGGGAGGACCCCUUGUUAAUUUGGACGGGGAAGUUGUCGGCAUGGACUUCUACGACACGAGGAUCGGAACCCCUAUCGUGAUGUGGGAUCAUGUUCAGUGCAUUCUGGAACAUUUUCGUGAAAAGAGUAAGGCUGGUGAAGUUGGGAAUGACAGUGGUGAGGCUUUCUGGAAAUUGGAUGGGGAUCCCAGCGACAGGCUAAACAGGUGGCCCGUGCCCGCGCCAUGUUGGCGCAGUCGCGACGACGUGGACGCGGACAAGAAAUCCGAGGAGGAUGAGCUGAACCUCGAACCCCCGCCCCCCAGUGACAGUUUCGACUGGAGCUUCAAUUUCUUCAAUUUUUUUGAACAGGAGCCGGGCUCUAAACCCUCAUCCAGCCGCAGAAGCAACGAACCCCGCAGUAACCCAUACAUUUACGGAUACAUAGAUGGGGAGAGAGUUUUGCUUUCUGUUUGA